GUUUAACAGCAGCAGCGCUGUGUGAAACUGCAUGUGUGGGCCAUUCAGCUGCACAGAAUAAGUCAAAAAGAGGAAGCAGGGUUGAGAUCCUGCGGCUGGCUCUCUGCUGUCAGUCUGAGGACGUGCCCGCCGCUCACACAGAUCGCAGUCGGACCUGGAGGACUUUUAAACCGUCUUCUCUGCUCUCUCUCUCUGGCUCGUUUUGGGGUGAGCAGACAGGAUUCACGUGCUGCCAGUCAUCAGAGUGCAAGCCAUGCAGUCAGCCCUGUGGGCCUGCCACUGCCCAGCUCAGCGUCCAGCCUCAGGCUCCCAGCGGAACAGGAUCUUCGUCCUCACUAUCGCCUGCCUCUAUCGCUGAGGAUGUCUUUUUUGGAAGCACCAAUGAAGACCAGGAUACAUGUUCAGUAGUCAGUGACUACGACUGCCCCUGUGCCGAGGUCAGCAACAGUGUGGAGGACCUGCUGGGCCUCAGCCCUUCUCUCAGAGACUCAGAGUACUUCAAAGACCUGGAGGGAGGGAUACCAGCUUCACAGUCUACUGCGUUUUCAGUAACCUCAGUCCCAGAGAGCAAAACCCCAACUGUUGGCGUCCAGGUGUCCCUAAACACAGACAGUCCUGCCAUCAACCAGCCUGCACAGAACUCUUUGAACCCUCGCUCACCUCAGGUCGAUGCAUCACCUCCUGCCAGCUAUAUACACCCUGCAGAGGAGCCUCAUCACAACUUUGUGGUCACGCAGCUGAAUCAUAAACUAUUGCCCGGCUGUGUCAUUGACAGCGGUGGCUCCUCAGGCCCUGCAGUAGGGCUCAGCCUGACAAUUAAUCUGAAUGGACUAUUGGGAACAAUGGAAACGGCAAAAGGAGUACCAGGCGCAGAGGAAGUAAAGGACCCGUGCAGUAUGGAUUUAGACGGAGAGCCAGACUUUGACAGCUUUCCUAUUCUGGUCAGAUCCAUGUCAACGUCUCGCAGGCACAGCUGGGGUGUCCCUGUGUCCCCCAUUAACCUGGGGAGGAGACUAAGUCUGGAUACCAUGGCCAUGGACAGUGAUGGAGAGAGGGAGGAUGAUGAGGAGGGACAGAAAAGUCUCUUUGAGUCCACCGAGCAACCAUCUAACAGCUGCAAAGCAGACCCUGGAGACGAGAUAGAUGGUCUUAGGCUGAGGAUGCCACGUCCAAGAGCCAGGGUCACCAGCAUGGCCAGUGGAGCGACCGGCAGGCAUCUCUACUCCCGCUCGGAGAUCCUCGCCACGGACGAAUGUUCACGUGCUGCACACAUUUCUCGUGUUGUACAGACAUCCAAACAGGCUGCACGGGCGGCAGGAGCGGAGGAGUUCGACCCUGAAGAAAACCUUCACUCUACUGAAGGACAGAGCCAUAUGCUGAUGGUACAGAAAGUUCUGCAGGAGCUAAAGCUGUAUCAUGGAGCGAAGCAGAGGAACAUCAGAUCAGAGACCAAAGUGUCAGGAAAUGUCACCUGGUACGAGUUCCUCUCUAAUGAGAAUGAGGAUGAGGAGGAUCGUACAGAGAAGGUGGAGAAAGGCACCAAGGUGAAGAGGACUCUCAGCUCCCUGAGGAACAGGGUGACUGGCUCCUUCAAUAAAGACAAGGGUAAGAGCCGAGAAAGAGAGCAGCAGAAAGAGAAGGGGAAGGAGGCCAAGGAGAAAGUGUCUGGCGGCGGCAACAGGCAUUACCUGGUGCCUGGCUCUUUCUCCAGCUGUGCCACCUGCUCACUGUGCAGCAAGACCCUGCAGAAAAAGCAUGGCCUGCAGUGCAUGAAUUGUGCUGUGAACGUUCACAAGAGCUGCAAGUCUCUGCUGGGUGAGUGCACCAGCAGCAAGAAUAAGAGAGAUUCUGUACUAAGGACUGGCUCAUCAGGAUCCCCUCACUUUGCGCUGAAGGAUCGGGACAGAGAGCGGGAUCAUUUGGGCCCAGCCUCAUUUCAGGCCCUGGAUGGCCACCCUGGUUUUCUCAGCACCCCAGGCAUGACCAUUAGUCCGUGGGGACCUAGCACUCAGCCGACUUCCGCCCAUACCACCAGCUCUACUGCAGCCCCUGCCUCCAGCCUUAGCUACAGUCUCCGUGACCACAACAGCUCAGGAUCCCUCCCCGGGGAGAUGGAUGAGACCGAUGCCCUCCGCUCCAAACGCUGCAACGAAGAUGCCAUUUCACUCGCUCCCUCCACCACCGAGUCCAUCAUCGUUGAAGAUGCUCACUAUGCAGCAGUGCGAGCUGAUCUGGAGUCUGACGCUCAGGACCUGGAGGCAGAGUCGUGGAGUUCAGCAGUUGACCAGCAGCAUGUUAAGAAACUCUCUAAAGAAAUGGUGAAGAGACAGGAUGUGAUAUAUGAGCUGAUGCAGACCGAGAUGCACCACGUGCGAACACUGAAGAUCAUGCUGCAUGUGUAUGUCCGGGAGUUGAAGGAGAACCUCCAGAUGGACGCGGGCAGAUUGGAUUGUCUGUUCCCCCGCUUGGAAAACCUCCUUGAGCUCCACACACAUUUCCUGUCUCGUCUGAAAGAGCGGCAGCGAGAAAACCUCAUCUCACCCAACGACAGGAACUACGCUGUCAACAGAGUGGCAGACAUUCUAAUCUCACAGUUUUCAGGUGAAGUAGGUGAGAAGAUGAAGGACUGCUAUGGAGAUUUCUGCAGUCACCACACUGAGGCUGUCAGCUACUACAAAGAACAGCUGCAAAACAACAAAAAGUUCCAAAACAUCAUACGGAAAAUUAACAACCUGUCCAUCGUACGGCGGUUAGGAGUGACAGAGUGUAUCCUGUUAGUGACGCAGCGCAUCACCAAGUACCCAGUGCUGGUGGAGCGCAUUCUGCAAAACACUGAAGCUGGUACAGAGGAGCAUGAGGACCUGACUCGGUCACUGGGUCUGAUUAAAGACACCAUUGUUCAGGUCGACGCGCUAGUUAAUCUCCACGAGAAGAACUCUCGACUCCGAGACAUACACAACAAGAUGGAGCCAAAGGCACUGGGGAAAAUCAAAGAUGGCCGUGUGUUUCGCAGAGAGGACCUGGCACAGGGCAGGAGACGGCUGCUGCAUGAGGGCACAGUCAACUGGAAAGCUGCCUCUGGCAGGCUCAAAGAUAUUCUUGCAGUUCUCUUGUCAGAUGUUUUGCUCUUGCUACAAGAGAAGGAUCAGAGAUAUGUAUUUGCCACAGUGGACAACAAGCCGUCAGUGAUCUCUCUGCAGAAGCUGAUCGUCAGGGAAGUGGCCCAUGAGGAGAAAGCCAUGUUUCUUAUCUGUGCCUCCUCCAAUGAACCAGAGAUGUACGAGAUCCACACCACCUCCAAGGAGGAGAGAAACAGUUGGAUGACACACAUAAGACAAGCUGUUGAGAGUUGUCCUCACACAGAAGAGAGGCUGUUCAGCGAAGAGGAAGAGGCUCGAGCCUUCAGGUUCAAAGAAUUUCAAGAACGUUUGAGCCAGAAGGAUGCAGUGAUUGCACAGGCAUUAACUGAGAAGCUGCAGCUGUUUGCAGACCUGGCAGAGUCUGUGGUAGGUGCAGAGGAUGCAGCUUCUCGGUCCAGACUGCUGUUACGAGGAGAUGCCUCAGAACUCCAGCAGGGGGAGACCCUGCUCAAAGGAGCCAUCACCGAGGUGGAGAAUCUUCAGAACCUGCUGCAGUCUGGAGUCAGGGAGGCGUCUCCGACCUCACGGCUGGAGGAAGGGAGCGGUUCUGGGGUUCUGCCAAAGCGAGCGGACACCUUUGGGGGCUAUGACAGCAGCCACAGCAGCCCCACCAUCCUCAGUAAGAAUGGCAGUGUGAAGAAGAACUUUUCUGGCGAGUCCAGAAACAGAGACAGAAGCCAGAGAGCCAGCUCUGACCCUCAGCUCAAAGACCUCUGCGACAGUCACACCCUAGAGCAGACGGUUGAUGAGAGCUGCUGUUCUCCUCCCAGAUGGAACCGCAUCUGGUCCAACUCCUUCCCCGAGGCUGAGUUCUUUGACAGAGUUCUGAUGCUCUCCCAAAGGCUCUACAGUCUGCAGGCCAUCAUGACACAGUGGGACAGUCACAUUGAGCUGCAGCGGGCCUCCCUCCCGGGCCGCCACAGAGGGAACGUUCUCCUGGAGCAGGAGAAACAGCGGACUAUAGCCCUGCAGAGAGAGGAGCUGGCCAGCUUCCACAAGCUGCAGUCUCAGCACCGGCAGGAGCAGCAGCGCUGGGAGAGGGAGAGGGAGCGGCACCGCCAGCAAGUCGAGGCCACCGAGGCCAGACUCCGACAGAGGGAGGAGGAGUGCAGACGACUGGAGGAGCAUCUGGCAGAAGAGAGGAGGGAGCUGGAGAGUCAGAGGGAGACAUACCAGCAGGACCUGGAGAGACUGAGAGAGUCCACCAGAGCUGUGGAGAAAGAAAAGGAACGCCUGGAACACCAGAAGAAGAUCAAGAGAAAGACUAUUGAGGUGGCUCCUCUGUCCGGCAGUCUGAACGGGGAGCUCCUCAUGUCGUCUGGCCUCGCCACCUCCACCAGUAUCUCCGACCUGCCGCUGCCUCAGAAGCCUCUGGCACGCGGCAGCCUGUCCGUUGCACCAGCCGACUAUCCGGAGCGUCCUGAAGUGAUGCUGCGGAGGGAGAUGAGCUCAUCCACCCUGCCGCUGAAGACAGAGGUGCCCCUUCAUCUUUUCAGCACCACCAACCAGCUGCACAAACCAGUGGGGGUGCAGCAGCAGAUCCCCACUAAGCUUGCCGCCUUCAGUGGCAAAGGGAAAGGAGGCAAGAUGGGCAAAGCCUCCCAUCGCACUGACAGCACGGCCUCAGUGGAUAUGAAGCAGAUGCUGCCGCUGAAGCUGUCCGCCCGAGACGACACCGCCCUCAAGGCCAAGCGCUCCAUCAGCCCCCACCAGCAGCUCCCGCUGUCAGCCUCUCCUCUGCCUCCCCCCUUGCAUCUCCACGCAGAUCAACUCAGUCCUCCAGACAACGCUGGACUGGACACCAAGUCCACCUCCUCCAUCGGCACCUCCCACCCUCCGAAUGCUCAGAAACCCCCCAUGCCUCCUCCACAGUCUCAUCCUCAGCCCCCCAUGCAGCCUCCCACCAUCCCUCCCCACUCGCAGAGUGCCGGGUCCCUCCAGUUCCAGGCGCACCUGCCACCACAAGGCCUCGGUCCGAACGCCCAGGCCCACGUCCAGGUAAACGUUCACGGGCUCAGCCACAGCCACAGCAUGCCGCCACCCUACAAGAUCAACACAGAGGACCUCAAUAAGGAGGACGUCAUCUUCUUCUAAACACCAGCUGAAGAGUCAUGUGAUGGUUGCUCAUCACAAGAGUUAUUAAGGGUCGAAAAAGGUAACAUAAUUAGAAUAUGUGUAAGUUGCAGCAGUCCGGAGCAGAGAGCAGAGCCUUUGUCAGCACUACAGUGGCCAAUGCUGAAGGAACAAUGUCAUUCAAGAGAGACGACAUUUCUGUUUUAAUAUUGCUAUCCCAACUUUGUUUUUUAAGCUGCCACAGUUUCUUUUGUUUUUAUUUAAUUUUAAGUUCAAUUUCUUAACUCAAAGUUUUUAAGAGGAAACCUUUGGCAAAACAAAGACUUCUUAUGAGGUUUAAAUGAAGUUAUACCAAUCCAAAGACAUUAUAAGGGGAUUUGACUGAAAGGAAUCAUUUGAAGGAAGUGUUGACUUUGAUCAGACUGUGAUCAGUGAAGGGUGCAGCGAUGGCACCCCUGGUCUGAACCAUCUGCUUCUACUGGACCUGGAAUCACAAGAGAUGAUUCAUCAGGAGCUCUGAAAUGAUCCAACUCUUAAUACAUGAACACUCUCAGCUUGGUGUUUCAUUUGCACAGUGUAAAUACUCCAUUUCAGACGAAUGAAUGAACUUUUAUGGACUUAAUGUGUUUGGUUUGGUUGUACAGCUGUCAAAAUUGUGAAGGUUCAUUUCAUUUUGUUGUUUUUGUUCUUCUUAACCAUGCUUAUUACGGAAAGCUGAACUUAUUUCUAGCAGCUGGUUGUGAAACCCGCCUUCAGUCAGCACAUUAGAAACAGACAGGCUGUUGUGUCACAGCGCUUCAUUCCAAUUAAGGGAGAGUUCAGUUCAGUUUGGGACAAAUUCUGCUGUUUUUACCAACUGCAAAGUGAGACAAACUCAGCGAUGCCUUUCUUGUGUUUACACAGUUUAAAGUCGUUUGAGGUUAGUUUGCCUCAGGUCGUUUCUUGCAUUUCUUAGCGGUAGCUCCUUUUUAAAUAAAACAAACAACCUAAAUGGGGUUAUAAUAUUUCAAAACACAAUUUCACAAGUGCAUACAGUUUAAUUGAAUAACAAGCUGUUUAGCUGACUGAUAUUGUGCGGAUACCAUUUUUUUUAACAGCUGAAACAACUAACCCUGUACAGAUGUGGUGUAACUUGAGGCACAUCCAUAACAUACGUUGCUGGCCAUUCAUGUAUGUUGGCCAUCUAGUUAAAAAGUAUGACAGGACAUUGCUGGGAAGCAGCAGGAGCCUAUUUAUAAAUAACGUGGUGUCAAAUUGGGACACCGACUGGUGCACUGGCCGAUCCCAAUUCCAGUAUUUUGGGCAGUGCUGGAGGCAUUUACAAUAUGCUGGAACAAACCUAGUAAUUUGCAAUAUGUACCUAAAUUGGCCUUCAAACUGUGGAGUUUAAAGGUAUAUUUCCUCAACUUUUAGCGGAGCUGCUGUUGACCCAGCAGACAUCCAGAGUAUUAGCUGAACUUUACACCGUUCUGCAUGCUGGAUGUUGAAGACCGAAAGGCCUCACUGAGUUUGUCUCACACAUUUCACAAAGCCCAUCGCUUUAAGAGACAAAUCUGUGUGAGACGUAUGUUCCUACAGUGUACUGUACAAUUCAUGUUAGGCUCAAUGCUGUUUUAAUGGUGAAAUUAACAUUUAACUGAUUCAGCAGAGAAAUGAAAAGAGAAACAUGAGCGAGCAUACAUAAUAAUCACAACAUGAAUGUUCAACACAGAGAUGAUAUGCAGUAAAAAAUAUUCAAAUCCAUCAUCGCACUGACUUUAUGAUUUUGCACUAGUCGACCCAGUAGAAUAAAAUACUCUGUGUGUUAUCCACAAAUAUAAACUGUUAAAAUUAUGAGUCCUUAAUGUGCAUAAAGGAGCAGAGUAUUAAAACUGUUUUCUGACUUAUAUAAUAAUCAUUCCUUCUCGUUAACCACUCAUCUACAGACUCACAGGACAAAUGUGCAGAACAAUGAAGCAAUGUAAAGUUUGUGGCUUCCCAGAUUAAACUUCAGUCCUAAUUUUCCUCUCACGUCUGGGAAAGAAAAGUUCACAUGAUCGAUGUGUCGUGUUAUUGAAAGCUUGUGUCUCUGGACCUCAUUUUGCUGACUUGACGGUUUGUGAAUUUUUCAGGCUGGGUCCAUUUUUAGCUCAGUCGGUAUAUCUUAGAGAUAUAUAUACGAAGACGUCGGUUGAAAUUGAUGCCCUGAGGUCUCACUGACGGGGUGUUUUAUUGAUUCCUGAUGACAUUUCAUUAGCUGGGUCUUUAAUCUCUGUGCCUGACAGAAAAGCAGUACCGCAGCGGGCCUCGUUGUCCCGCAGGAGAAACGACUAUCAGCUGUUAUCUUUCUUCACAGAAGAAAUAUGGAGGUGUCAAUCUCGUUGUCUUUGUCUGUAUGUAUGCGAGGACCCUUUAAGUCACAAAGUAGUUAACACAUUAAUGUGUUUGGUGUCUCUGGAGGGAAAGAUGCCAUGAGAGCUUUUUGCCUUUCUCUAAAUAAGCUUGUCACUGAAGCUAUCGAUCACUAGCUGGGAGUUUGGGCAGGUUGUUAUGUAAAUUAUGUAUAUUGUUGUACAUACUGUAUUGACACGCAUUCUUGUAUUAGGAACAGAGAUAUCUGACAUGAGUCGAGAGGCAAAAGACAGCCUGUUUGUGGAUAUGUGUAUAUACACUUGGAAUACACACACAGGUGUGUAUGUACAAUACGGUACGCCUUGCUCUGAUAGUCUCGUGGCAGAUCAGUGAAACCGCAGUCAGUCAGUGCUGUUGUUUUAAGUGAACUGAAAAUGAAGGUACGCAUAUUUAAUCUCCUCCUGUGCAUUGACGCUGUAGCAUUGAAGUCUAGGUGCACCGUCUGUCGUCUCUCUCCCGCAAUCCACGAGUGAUGUUUCACUGAGAUCAUGUAGCAGUCAUGAAAACUAAAUCAUCUGCUUGUCUCAGUCGGUUAAACCAAAGACACAUUCGGCUGACUGGGUUCCUGUCUGCGCUCUCGUAUGAAGGAUAAAUGACACUGUGCUGGCUGUGUGGUGGUCCACAAAGUGUUAUUACUUGUGAAAACAUCCUCCAGGGAGCGUCUAUACGAAGUGUGUUCACAGCACGUUGUAGCCCAGCUCACAUCCUGCUUCAGGUCGAAACAGAGAGAGGUUGCUGUUUGUUUCUUUGCAUCCACACGUCCUGAUCACAUUCGUCAUCUCGCAGCCAGAUCGCACACAAACAGUAAAUCAAAUGAGGCGUUGAAGUUCCCCAGGAUUCUGUAGCAUCAUAUUGUAUACAUCAUCUGUUAAACCCAACAACGGAAUAUUAAUUUGCAUGUGAGCAUUCUACCAGGUUUUCAGUGGGUGAAACCCUUUCAAAAAUAAUAUCUUCAAACUUUGGUUGGACAAUCCCAAUAAAAUUUCCAAUGACGAGCUCCAGGUGCUUGCUAACCUUUCCAACGCAUUUCCAUGUCUGUCCAUUUUCCCGUUGUUCCAAAUGUGUUCUGAGAAACGUCGGGCAACAAGAUCACUGGUGUACAACUUACUUUUAGUUCUGUUCUAGGUACAAGACGCUUAUUAACGUCAACAAGAGGGGUGGAUGUUGCCUGUCGGUCAAGUCUUAAAUGUUGCUUCGCUGUGCAAAAAAUGCUUAAACCUUUUUUGCUGUGCUGAAAAACUUGGAAGCCAGUCAGUCGUAUCACUGUGCAUGUGUGUGUGACUGUGUGUAUGUCUGUGUGUGUCUUUGUGUGUAAGCGCUCCACCAAAAACAGCAGACACACUUCUAACCGACCUGUUUCCAGUCGUGUUUCUUUUUUCACACACACACACACUCGUACACACACACACAUAGGACCUGUAAUGUGUAAAUAAUUAUGAACAUAUUUUUAUUUCCUCUGCCAAUCUUACACUAGUCACUUUGGAUAGUAGCAUACUUGAAGGGGAAAAUGAAUGUUUGUAAUGAUCAUUAUUAUUAUUAUUAUUAUUAUUAUUAUUAUUAUUAUUGUCUGUGAACUUUUUAUUUACCAUGAGCUGUCUAAUGACGUUUGUAGCACACAGCAAAAAACUGAUUUUUGUACCAUUUUAUUUUAUUCACUGCGAGAUGUUAGAAGGACCUGUGGACACAAACUGCUGCCUUAGAGAGAGUUUAGUAAUAAACGUCUUAAAAAUGA
This is a messenger RNA of Acanthopagrus latus (yellowfin seabream), 9336 nucleotides long. RefSeq names its product rho/rac guanine nucleotide exchange factor (GEF) 18b (gene arhgef18b). The transcript has 32 exons. Lineage: Eukaryota; Metazoa; Chordata; Actinopteri; Spariformes; Sparidae. The coding region runs from base 843 to 5234 and encodes 1463 amino acids. Gene Ontology annotation, biological process: small GTPase-mediated signal transduction. The record is from RefSeq and is a predicted model, not a curated record. Gene Ontology annotation, molecular function: guanyl-nucleotide exchange factor activity.